AUCACAUACCGAAAUUUGAUCUGUUUGUGUGUGCUGAGGGUUGGACGUUUGCUGUCACCUGCUUCAUAUGUGUGUGUGCGUGCGUAUGCCUGUGUAUGUGUGUGUCAUGCACCAGCAUCGCUGACAGAUGGCGUGUCCUUUUGCUUUAAGAAAUAUUGUACUCUCGAGGCUCUUUCGCAACUUUUUUAAACACAACCGCGACAAAAAGAAUCUGCUAUAAUAUGAUCAUCACACUCGAUCAUGUGAUCCUCCGCGUUUGCUUUCAUCCCUCCGAUUCCAGGCAUCAUCAUCCCAUCAUUAACAGCUUAACACACACACACACACACAAAAUAUCAGCAACAAAAUCCACACAAGGAUCGCCUGUUUUGUUCGAAAACUAAACGCAUUACUGAUUUUAUGAUAUCGCAUGUGCGUGCGUCCUGUACGCGCGUGUGUAUACAGAUUGUGUGUGUGUGUGUGUCAGUAAUAAAUGCAGAACCGCCUCACUCUAAUCAAGCUGAUUAAAAAUUCCUGCGCGCUUGCAGGCGGAAAUCCACCAUCAUCAUCAUCCUCAUCCUCCGGCACUUUUACUUUUUUCGCAUUGACCAUCCUCCUCCAGGACAGCGGGAGCAUCCCCCCCAAAAUCCGUCUUCAAUCGCGUCGUUUAGCUGGUUUAGAGAUGAGGAGAAGCGGCAGGCAGCGCGGAGAGGGAGGGAUGAGCCGAUGCAACUCAUAAUUUAAUGGGGACAGAGAGAGAGAGAGAGAGAGAGGGAGAGAGAGAGACGCACACACAUACACACACAGAAAGAGAGAGGGAGACAGAAGGGAAACAGAAAGAAAAGGACCGAGCGCGAAUGUUACAAAUGUAACAACAAACGGAAGAUAGAAUGUAACGCGGGCGCGCUUCUGGAAUGCGCGGAUGCUUUGAUGCUUCGUUCGACGUUCGAAAGUGUAUCGCGCACUUUUAAAGCGGCUUUGGAUCCGCGUACGGGCUCGAGAUGAGACGGCAGGUCGCCGGGGCUUCGUGCUGUUGUUCUUCGGCUAGAUGAGAGGCGAUCCACGAGCGCUUUCUGUUCCCGUAGGCUCGUAUUGUUGACGCUCGAAUGGGAUGCGUUGGGAACGCUGCCGUUGCGCUGGACGUGAUCGUAAACUCCAUUGAACUCUACAGACUCGCCGGAGCUCGUCGCAUUUCGGUGUGAUUGCGUGCAAUCGCUGUUAUUUUAAUAGAUCACAUCUCGUUUUAAAGUACUUUACUGUUCGUGUUUGUGUAUUAAGCGAUGCAAUUAAUGAUUUUAGCGUUGGUGUUGGCGAUCUGGAAGUUUUGCGUACUUUAGAAUAGAAAUAGCUGUCAUAAAACUGAAAUCCGAGGGAAGUUUGUGCUGCUCCUGGCAAAACUUGAAGUCGCUGUUCAUCCUCAGCUCCUUAUAUGCUUGUCUUAAAGUGGUGACAGUGAGCAGUGGUGCUGAGAACCAUGGAGCAUCUCAGCGAAACAUGCCUGGGGAAGGAGAACUGCGAGAUGGUCAACAGUUUGAACGACAGCAAGGGCCCUCCGGCUAAACUGGCCCGUCUGGAGCAGAACGGGAGCCCACCGGGUCGCUCUCGUCUGGGCAGCACUGGAGCCAAGCUCUCCGGCGUGCCCUUUAAACCCCCUGGACAUCAUCUGAAGGCCUGCCACAAGAGGGGUAACAUGCUGCCGGUGUUCUGUGUGGUGGAGCACUACGAGAGCCCGUUGGAGUUCGACAGCAAAGAGGAACACGCCGAGUUCGUCCUGGUCAGAAAAGACAUGCUCUUCAACCAGCUCAUCGAGAUGGCCUUGCUCUCUCUGGGUUACUCGCACAGUUCAGCCGCACAGGCUAAAGGUCUGAUUCAGGUGGGCAAGUGGAACCCAGUGCCUCUUUCCUACGUGACGGAUGCGCCAGACGCCACAGUGGCGGACAUGUUACAGGAUGUGUACCAUGUGGUCACGCUGAAAAUCCAGCUACACAGUUGUCCUAAACUGGAAGACCUUCCUCCAGAGCAGUGGACCCACUCUACAGUAAGAAAUGCGCUCAAGGAGUUACUCAAAGACAUGAACCAGAGCUCUCUGGCUAAAGAAUGUCCCUUAUCACAGAGUAUGAUUUCUUCAAUUGUUAACAGCACUUACUAUGCAAAUGUGUCUGCGGCCAAGUGUCAAGAGUUUGGACGCUGGUACAAACAUUUCAAGAAGACAAAAGACAUGAUAGUCGUGCGCCAGCCCUCUCAGCUGGAGGGUUACCUGGGGACGUGUGUCCUCCACGACAGUCCACGCGCCACCACGUUAGCUGAGAUGGACGGUCUGUCAGAUCUUUCUCCACCGGGAACCAAUCACCUCAGCUUCAGCCAGCAGCCCAUCCCGGGCAGCACUGCGGAGCAGGCCCCGUCCCCCCUGCCCGUAUCCCACACCAGUCAAGCCCCUGGCCGAGCGCAGCUGCCCGGCCUGCACCCGGGCCUGGUGUCCACCCCCAUCAGCCCUCAACUGGUGAACCAGCAGAUUGUCAUGGCCCAGAUCCUCAACCAGCAGUACGCAGUCAACCGUCUCCUGGCUCAGCAGUCUCUGAGCCAGCAGUACCUGAACCACCCGCCGGUCAACCGUGCGCUCAACAAACCGCUGGAGGCGCAGGUGUCCUCCAACGCAGAGGUGUCCGCCGACAUCUACCAGUGGGUGAGAGACGAGCUGAAGAGGGCAGGAAUCUCACAGGCCGUGUUCGCACGCGUGGCCUUCAACAGGACACAGGGUCUUCUCUCUGAGAUCCUUAGGAAAGAGGAAGACCCCAAAACGGCAUCUCAGUCUCUUCUGGUCAACCUGCGAGCGAUGCAAAACUUCCUGCAGUUACCAGAAGCCGAGCGAGAUCGCAUUUACCAGGAGGAGAGAGAGCGAAGUUUGACUGCAGCCUCAGCCAUGGGUCCCGCGCCGCUUAUUAGCACUCCUCCCUCACGCCCUGUACAGCCCAGAAGAGAGGAGUGUAACAAUGUGAGACCAGAAGACUGGAAUCCCAGAAUUCCAGUGGGCAUCUCUCCUGUAAAGCCCAAUCCUCUGAGCAGCGAGUGGAACGGUAAAUCAGAGAGCUGCGUGUUAAACAUCAACUCCUCCAUCUACGACGAGAUCCAGCAGGAGAUGAAGAGGGCCAAAGUUUCCCAGGCCAUGUUCGCCAAGGUCGCCGCUUCCAAAAGCCAGGGCUGGCUUUGUGAGCUGCUGCGCUGGAAAGAGGACCCAUCCCCAGAGAACCGCACGCUCUGGGAGAACCUGUCCAUGAUCCGCCGCUUCCUCAGUUUGUCUCAAGUGGAGCGAGAUGUCAUUUACGAGCAGGAGAGCAAUGGAGGACAGCAGCAUCACGCAGACAGACCUCCUCACCUGAUGCAUGUGCCCACAGACCCUCUGCAGACUCAUCAACAGGCUCCCUCUCAGCUCCAGGUUCCUCUGCCCCUUCCUCACCCAUCCCAGCCUCUCCUAUCCCAGCAGCCGCUUCAACCCCUCCAGCAGCAGCAUCAGCAGCAGACAGAGCCUCGUCUCCCCCCUCGACAACCCACCACCGCCUCCCCCGCCGAAACAGAGGACGAAACCCGCUGCAAGAGCCGCCAGCCCAACCGCAUCUCCAUGGAGGCCCUGGGGAUCCUGCAGAGCUUUAUCCAGGACGUGGGUCUGUAUCCGGACGAGGAGGCCAUACACACGCUCUCGGCACAGCUGGACCUGCCCAAACACACCAUCAUCAAAUUCUUCCAGAACCAGCGCUUCUAUAUAAACCACGCCAGCAAACUUAAAGAGUCCCCCAUCGGCUUUCCAAACAACAACAACAACAACAAGGACGAAGGUCUGACGGAUUUUAAGGAGGCCGAGCUGAUGACCGAGCUGGAAGAAAGCGUGCAGACCAACAACACCAUGUUCUCCAUUAAAAUGGAAGAGCAUCUGGCACCCGAGACGCACGUUCAGAUUGAGCAGGAGGCUAAAGAGUAACUGGAAAACUCUCGAUUAUAUUCUCUCUUCUUUCUUUCACUCUUGUCUGUGUUUGCAUUGAGUGGAAACUGACUUUUUACACAAGACUGAAUCAGAUGAUGAUUAACUUUCACUUUUUUUGUAAAGCGUGGAUACUUCACUGUAAAGACUCGUGCAUCAUUUCAAUAAUCUGCACAAUUAAAAGAAAAUGUAUAAAAAACACACACAAAAAAAGGAAUAUUUAAAGGAAUAGUUCAUUAUUGGCUGGAAAUUUUUGUCGAAAGUGUUAUUUGAAAACCCUGAUUUGUUUGGUGUGAUCAAAAUAGCAUAAAAAUAGCCAUUUAUUAGUACUUCUUCCACAUUAAUAUAACAGUAUGAUCAUUUUUGAUAAAACUAUCGUCUCUAAAGCGUCUUUCGGAUGAGACAUAAAUCGAGGUCCUGACUCUGUGUGGUCAUUAAAAAUGGCACUUGUCGUAAAGAGUAGGUAACUCUGGUGUUUGGCCAAAUUCCCUCCUUUAGUGUGGAGUCAAUCUAGGGCAAUAUAUACUUGCAAAAUAAAAUAAAGUUUUGCAAACAAAAA
Molecule: messenger RNA, 4508 nt
Organism: Danio rerio (zebrafish)
Lineage: Eukaryota; Metazoa; Chordata; Actinopteri; Cypriniformes; Danionidae
Source: RefSeq, a predicted model, not a curated record